This is a messenger RNA of Ilex paraguariensis (yerba mate), 315 nucleotides long. The record is from the annotation of a GenBank genome assembly. NCBI's taxonomy places the organism in Eukaryota, Viridiplantae, Streptophyta, Magnoliopsida, Aquifoliales, Aquifoliaceae.
AUGGCAAUAGCAGCUGUGGAAACGAAAUACUAUGCUCAAAGUCUACCUUCCGAAAAGCUUGAAUUUCAAGUGCCAAAGAAGUUGCUAGAUAAAAACUCCUCAGAUGAAGUAAUGAAAGCUUGUGCAGCUCAACUUGAAAGAGACAUGGAGAAUUUUCUGGAUGCUAUAGCUAAAGAAAUUGUUGUUGGUGGAAUGAUGAUACUCAUCAUGCAAAGUCCCCUGGAUAAUAUUGAUCACUCUAAGACCCCAGCUGGUGUGACAUUUAAAUUUGUUGAAGGUGGCCUUAUGGAUAUGGUGAAAGCGGUGAGUCAAUGA